Messenger RNA from Striga asiatica, 2848 nucleotides. Lineage: Eukaryota; Viridiplantae; Streptophyta; Magnoliopsida; Lamiales; Orobanchaceae. The record is from the annotation of a GenBank genome assembly.
UUUUAACAUAUCUAGGGGUUUGGUAAAUCCACCAAACUAUCGCGUCGACAACACGCUCAUAAAAAAGAGCGUCUACUCACGCUCACCGUCAAGAUUUUCACUGAGAGCUUCGCAUUUGGCUAUUUACCAGAUCUACCACGCCAACCAACUCUCACCCACACACCAUUGCUUUUCCUUUCUAUAAAUACGCUCACUCGCUCGUCUAUCUAAACUCGCGUCUUGCCCUUCGCUUUCUCUUCUACACCUCGACUCCUCGAGCUCUAGACUCCAUUGCCACCCGGUCUCUGUGCUCAGCCUCUGUUUUCCGUAAAGAAAAAUGGCGUCACACAUUGUUGGAUAUCCUCGUAUGGGCCCCAAGAGAGAGCUCAAAUUUGCUCUGGAGUCCUUCUGGGAUGGAAAGAGCAGUGCCGAGGAUUUGGAAAAAGUAGCGGCUGACCUUAGGGCAUCAAUCUGGAAGCAGAUGUCCGAAGCUGGAAUCAAAUACAUCCCGAGCAACACGUUUUCGUACUAUGAUCAGGUGCUCGACACAACUGCCAUGCUUGGUGCUGUACCGCCAAGAUACAAGUGGACUGGUAAUGAGAUUGGUUUCUCCACUUACUUCUCUAUGGCCAGAGGAAAUGCCUCUGUUCCAGCUAUGGAGAUGACCAAGUGGUUCGACACCAACUACCACUUCAUUGUCCCUGAGUUGGGCCCUGAUGUUAAGUUUUCUUAUGCUUCCCACAAGGCAGUUAAUGAAUAUAAUGAGGCCAAAGCGCUUGGUAUUGAUACCGUUCCAGUUCUUAUUGGCCCUGUCACAUACUUGUUGCUCUCUAAACCUGCCAAGGGUGUCGAGAAGACUUUCUCUCUUCUUUCACUUCUUGACAAAAUUCUCCCAAUCUAUAAGGAAGUUAUUGCUGAGCUGAAGGCUGCAGGUGCUUCAUGGAUCCAAUUUGAUGAGCCCACACUUGUUUUGGACCUUGAAUCCCACAAGUUGGAGGCAUUCACCAAGGCCUAUGCUGAGCUUGAAUCAUCGUUGUCUGGCCUUAAUGUUUUGAUCGAGACUUAUUUUGCCGAUGUGCCUGUGGCUGCAUACAAAACCCUUACCUCAUUGAGUGCAGUUUCUGGUUUCGGAUUUGAUUUGGUUCGUGGGACUCAGACUCUUGAUCUGAUCAAAGGUGGAUUCCCUUCUGGAAAGUACCUCUUUGCUGGAGUUGUUGAUGGGAGAAACAUCUGGGCCAAUGAUCUUGGUGCAUCUCUUGCCACUCUGCAGUCUCUUGAGGGCAUAGUCGGAAAAGAAAUCAAGUCAUGGCUUGCAUUCGCUGCACAAAAGGUUGUUGAAGUGAAUGCUCUGGCAAAGGCACUUGCAGGCCAGAAAGAUGAGGCCUUCUUUUCUGCAAAUGCUGCUGCUCAGUCUUCGAGAAAAUCAUCUCCCAGGGUGACUAAUGAAGCCGUCCAGAAGGCUGCUGCUGCCUUAAAGGGUUCUGAUCACCGCCGUGCAACAAAUGUGAGUGCCAGACUCGAUGCUCAACAGAAGAAGCUUAAUCUUCCGAUCCUCCCCACCACAACUAUUGGUUCCUUCCCUCAGACCAUCGAGCUCAGGAGAGUUCGUCGUGAGUAUAAGGCCAAGAAGAUCUCUGAGGAGGAUUACAUCAAGGCUAUCAAGGAGGAGAUCAACAAGGUUGUCAAGCUUCAGGAAGAGCUCGAUAUCGAUGUUCUUGUUCAUGGAGAGCCAGAGAGAAACGAUAUGGUUGAGUACUUUGGUGAGCAAUUGUCCGGCUUUGCCUUCACAGCCAAUGGGUGGGUCCAAUCCUAUGGAUCUCGCUGUGUAAAGCCGCCAAUCAUCUAUGGUGACGUGAGCCGCCCGAAACCUAUGACUGUCUUCUGGUCAACUGCUGCCCAGAGCAUGACCAAGCGCCCGAUGAAAGGAAUGCUCACGGGUCCCGUCACCAUUCUUAAUUGGUCUUUUGUCAGAAAUGAUCAACCCAGGUUUGAGACGUGCUACCAGAUUGCUUUGGCCAUCAAGGAUGAGGUUGAGGACCUCGAGAAGGCUGGAAUCACGGUCAUCCAAAUUGACGAGGCUGCACUGAGAGAAGGCUUGCCUCUGAGGAAAUCCGAGCAUGCUUUCUACUUGGAUUGGGCCGUGCACUCUUUCAGAAUCACAAAUGUCGGUGUCGAGGACACCACUCAGAUCCACACGCACAUGUGCUACUCGAACUUCAACGACAUCAUCCACUCCAUCAUCGACAUGGAUGCUGAUGUCAUCACCAUCGAGAACUCGCGUUCGGACGAGAAGCUGCUUUCGGUGUUCCGUGAGGGAGUUAAGUACGGUGCUGGAAUCGGGCCUGGAGUGUACGACAUCCACUCUCCGAGAAUCCCAUCUACCGAGGAAAUUGCUGACAGGAUUAACAAAAUGCUUGCUGUCCUAGAAACCAACAUCUUGUGGGUGAACCCAGAUUGUGGUCUCAAGACACGUAAGUACGCGGAGGUUAAGCCCGCGCUCGAAAACAUGGUUUCGGCUGCUAAGCUCCUCAGGACCCAGCUUGCCAGUGCUAAAUGAGCCAAUAUUAUAAUGUGAUUCUAUGAGCCAAGUCUAGAGAAUGUUUCUCUAUUAUAUUAUCAAUGUUUCACUAUUUUUUUUUCACAUUUUUACUUCUUUUUGGGUUUGUGGUUUUUGUGUUCUUGAGUCUUGACCAUUGUGUGUGAAAGGCUUUCUAUUGAAAGGUUUUUGCAUGUGUAAAAGAUGGUUGGAAAUUGAAGUAAUUUUUUACUUUCAGAUUGUGUUUUCUUCCCUUUGCUUUCUUUAGCCAACUGAUAUCGGUUAAUGGCCUAGCAAAUGAAAUGUUCAUCAGUCUCAAAAAAUGCAUAUUUA